Messenger RNA from Salvelinus namaycush (lake trout), 3520 nucleotides. RefSeq names its product glycerophosphodiester phosphodiesterase domain-containing protein 5-like. Gene Ontology annotation, cellular component: plasma membrane. Gene Ontology annotation, biological process: lipid metabolic process; positive regulation of neuron differentiation. Gene Ontology annotation, molecular function: glycerophosphodiester phosphodiesterase activity. The record is from RefSeq and is a predicted model, not a curated record. Bases 375 to 2132 code for a protein of 585 amino acids. NCBI's taxonomy places the organism in Eukaryota, Metazoa, Chordata, Actinopteri, Salmoniformes, Salmonidae. The transcript is spliced from 16 exons.
GCAUGCUUUAAACUCAGAGGAUUGACCCUGGAAUAUUAUGUUAAACUGAUACACACUUCAAUGUAGCAUAAACCCACGAAGUGGAAUUUAACAGAAUAUCUCUGGGUCGAAUGUUUUUACCUUUGUUGCGGCAGGACACAUUUCAUUUUGUCCUCGGUAGUAUUUAACAACCUUUGGCGGUCACCCACCUCAACACGUUUGACACAGGCAGCAGCCCAUUUACUGAGUGGUGUGAGGGCAGUUGUUCGGAGGACUUCGUAAAAUUUUCCUACAUCUUCACUUGGGAGAAAAAGCCUGAAAUAAUUGAUAGAGGCAGGCUCCAGUUUGGUCAAUGGGAUGUUAGUGGUCUGGAGGCGUGCCAGAACUGAAGGAGCAUGGUGAAGCACCAACCCCUGCAGGUCUAUGAGAGGCAGCUGUGUUUGUCAUGUCUCACAGGGAUCUAUGGGUGCCGCUGGAAACGGUACCAGCGGUCACAUGAUGACACCACCAAGUGGGAGUUCCUGUGGUCUCUCAUCCUCUUCUUCACCUUCUCUCUGCUCCUGGUCUGGUUCUACUUCUGGUGGGAGGCACACAACGACUACAAUGAGUUCAACUGGUUUUUAUAUAACCGUUCUGGAGAGUGGAUCGACGGGACUGUUCCAAUCCUAGCCACUACCGCUGCCGGCUUCACUUAUAUUGCAUUUUUAAUGAUUUUAGCACUUUGCCACAUAGCAGUGGGACAACAGCUGAACUUGCACUGGCUGCACAAGAUAGGCGUGAGUACUGCUCUGCUGACCACUGCCAUCGGAUUCAUAUCUGUCAAUCAAACAUGGGGGGAGGAGUGGGCAGUCAUCCCUAUAUCACUCCAGGCCACAGGUCCCUUCCUACACCUAGGAGCCCUGGUGGCUGUCACCGCUCUGGCCUGGCUGGUGGCUGGGCAGAUCGCUCGCGCCGAGAAAACAAGGUUUCAGGUGGUGGUUCUCCUGCUCUACCUAAGUGUUCUACUGGGCCUCUACAUGGCCCCCCUUUCCAUCACCUCCCCCUGCAUCAUGGACCACGCCAACCUCACACCACGCCCUGACGUCAUUGGCCACCAGGGCGCACCCAUGCUGGCUCCAGAGAACACCAUCCUGUCCUUCCAGAGGGCUCUGCAGAUGAACGUCAGUGGGCUGGAGGCUGACGUGGCCAUCAGCCUUGACGGGGUGCCGUUUCUGAUGCGAGACCUCACCUUGAGGAGGACUACAGACGUGGGGAAGGUGUUUCCUGCCAGACAGCUGGAUGAUGCCUCCUCCUUUAACUGGACAGACUUACACAGCCUCAAUGCCGGCCAGUGGUUCCUCAAGGAUGACCCAUUCUGGACGGUCCAGUCCAUGGCUCAGAGGGAGGUGAUGCUGGUGGGGAACCAGAGUGUGUGUAGUCUGGAGCAGCUGCUGAGGCUAGCCACCAUCCAUAACCACACAGUUGUGUUCGACCUGCGCCGACCCCCGCACGGACACCCCUGCUACCACAGCUGGAUCAACGAUACCCUGGAGGUCAUACUCCUGUCUGGGAUUCCACAGCACCUGGUGAUGUGGACCACAGACUGGGACAGAGGGCAGGUAAGACAGGUGGCUCCAGGGCUGCAGCAGACGUCAGUAGAGAAGCUGCCUCCUCAGGUCCUUCACCAGCAGGGAAUCAGCAGACUACUGUUACGUUACAGCCAGGCCAGCCUCUAUGACAUCCGAGAGUUCUCCAGGAGCAAUGUGAGUGUGACUCUGUACACGGUCAACGAGCCCUGGCUGUUUUCUGUACUCUGGUGCAGCGGGGUCUCCUCUGUCUCCUCUGAAGCCCCCAACAUCCUCAGAAAGGUGCCUUACCCCAUCUGGCUCAUGAGUCCAGAUGAAUACUGUCUGAUCUGGGUCGCUGCUGAUCUCAUCUCCUUCACUGUAGUUAUAGGAAUUUUUGUAUUCCAAAAGUGGAGGUUGAGUGGCAUGCACAGCUACAACCCUGAACAGAUCAUGCUGAGUGCCGCGGUCCGGAGGUCCAGCAGAGACCUCAACAUCAUGAAGGAGAAACUCAUCUUCUCCGAGGUGAGCAAUGGUGUGGGCAGUGCUGAGGACCUGUACAUGGAGAAUGGCUUCGACUACUACAACAACGAAGGCAUCUCCCAUUGACUCUUACUCACCUAAUGUGAAUCUACUGAAAGACACCCGACUCUACUAGCAUAUGGAAACUGAGUAAAUUAAGACUUCCAAGUGACUGUCUUGUGAUUAGCUUAUCUGUUGUUAUGCUUACUCUUGUUUUACUCAGUGUAUCCAGAUAGUUAUUGGUUUGUUCCUCCUACUUACUGACUGACUGAUUGACAGGCUGCUGUAUUGCUGAAGAAUCCAAGGCAAGCACCACCCAUUGCUUUGUACAUUCUGUAAAUAGGUUUGUUUUUGCUUGUUAUAUACAAUGUGGGACUAAAUGCACUUUUUAUUGAUGAACUGAUUGCUUCGUCAGAUCUAUGGCCUCUUCUCCUCAUCUCUGUGGGCUCGAGUUCCACAUCAGGAUUUCAGAAUUCAGUGGAGGGUCGUACAUUGUAUUUUUUUUACCAAUUUGUUGGCCAGAAAAAGGGCAAUUAUUUAAAAAUAUAUUGGUCCAUUUAUAUAUAUAUAUUUUUACUUAAACCUUCCGUGUGCUAGGAUUGAAUGGGUUCAUAGGCCGGAUCUGGCCCUCGGCCGUAGUUUUUUCCCACCCCUGCUCUAGAUGCUUGGAGGCCCCCCCCCCCCAGUUAUCAAUGCUUAUUUGUUUGUUUCUACACUGUUAUUUGGAUUUCUUGCAAUCACUUUAUAGCACAGCCAAUUCUUAUUAUUUACAGGAAUUACUAUUUGUGCAGCAUGCUCCUUUUUCUUGCCUUUGGGCGCUAUUAUAAUUUCUAGGAACAAAAAGAACAUGAACAAGCUGUUUACAGAAGUCCUGCCUUCUCCGACUGAAAUAGUUACAUGAUGUAAGAUAAUGAUUUGAAUAGCAUAUGAUAGACAAUAUUAAGUGACUUGUGGAGCUGUGCUGUCUCGUGCCGGGCUUGUGUUCAGUUCAGGCAGAACUGAUGUUUACUCAGUGUUUUUGUGAUGUUUUCGGUUCAUUGUGAAUGGUGUUUUGAUUUAAGGAUGUGUACAGUGCAUGUAUUAUGUAGAGAUUUCACCCCUACCCUCAGUGUGCAGUCCUACAUGGAGUGUGUACAUAUUACAGAUGUUUUAGGUGCUAUGGCUGGAAAUGUAUAAUAAUAGCAAUAGUGUUGAAAAGUUUAUGAAAGUAAUUGAAAUACUUUGCCGACCCAACUUCUCAAUGGCAUUUGAACUCGUGGUGUUUGAAAAGCAAAGUGCAUCAAAUCAAUUGGUUUCUAUAGGGGGACAUCAAAGGGUGUCUGUGAUGCGAUGAAGUGAGGUGUGCUAUAUUAACUGUGAAAAUAAAGCUGGAGGCUGUUGAAGGGAUGACACUGAGUAUCGGAAUGGAUAGACUUGUGUUAAUUUACUCCUUUGGUAUUUAUGUGCCUCAAAGUCAAUAAUUAAAAUGCUUCUGA